Messenger RNA from Loxodonta africana (African savanna elephant), 2009 nucleotides. It is a transcript of the gene SLC15A5, whose product is annotated as solute carrier family 15 member 5. Gene Ontology annotation, biological process: transmembrane transport. Gene Ontology annotation, cellular component: membrane. Gene Ontology annotation, molecular function: transmembrane transporter activity. The record is from RefSeq and is a predicted model, not a curated record. Lineage: Eukaryota; Metazoa; Chordata; Mammalia; Proboscidea; Elephantidae.
AUCAAAAUGAACAACAUUAAUGUGCAAAAAACCUUACAAAAUUUUAACAUGGAGACGUGAAAUUCAAAGCAAUGACUUUAUUUAUUUUUUCAUUAGAUGGGUGGGGGUAAAAAUCAAGUUAAAAUCACUAACAUAAGUCGUAUUAAAGGAAAGUAGUCAUGUCUCUUACAGCCUUUAACAUAACUGAUGCGAAAGUACCCUUACCUCACAGCAUUGAGGAGAAAACUGUAAGAGAUGUUGGUUAUUUCUUUUCAUCAUACUCUGUGAAAAAAAAUCCAGGUUAAUGUUUACUUCUGGGGGAGCUGUGUGAGAGGUUUAUUUUCUUUCAAGUCGUCAGCAAUAUGAUCCCCUUUUGCACUAUCAAGCUUGGCUAUGGCAAUUACCGGGCAGCCAUUUUGAAUUUAUGCUUUAUUGGAACUUCACUGCUUGCCCCUGUGUUUGCAGGUUGGCUCGCUGAUGUCCGUCUAGGAAGAAACAAACUGGUCUAUAUUUGCUUAUUUCUACAUUUUCUAGGUACUGCUUUGUUUACUGUAUCUGUGGUUGCUUUUCCCUCAGAAGACUUCUAUAUGGGCUCUUACCACAUGAUUAAUAACAUAACAAAGAAGGAGCAGAAGAGACUGUUUUAGGUCGCACUCUUGACCAUCUGCCUCGGCACAGAAGGAGUAAGAGCCAUCGUUUGUCCACUGGGCGCUUAUGGCCUCCAGGAGUAUGGAUCAAAGAAACAAAUGUCAUUUUUUAACUGGAGACAUUACAUGAAUGAAAUACUUCUCUUGGGAAAUGGAGAGUAUUCCCAACAGAUCCAUGCUUUAGGACUUUGGGAAGAGGGAUGGGGAAUAGGGGUGGGUGACAAGAUGGAUGGAGACCCUGCCGGGCAGCCAGGCAACUGCAGAAACCUGGCGCUGUCAGGAGUUUCACUGGCCUUCGCCAAGUUCCCUAAGCUCUCAGAACCUCAGCUGUCAGAUAACACCUUGGGCUGGUCACCAAGAUGCCAGAACCCUUGUCAGAAGCUUGUUCCUUUGAACAACCCCUUGGGUUGUUCCUUCCUGACAACCUUUGGGGUAUUUGUUAAUGCACUGAAAAUAUGCUGCCUACAAUAUUAUCAUCUUGCCAGAGAUGUGACAAGCUGGUUAGACCAUGCCAAGAAAAAAGGUGGCUACUACGGUGAGUUCCAUGUGGAAGAUGCAAAAUUUUUCCUCAUGCUUCUCCCCCUCUUCAUUUUUCAUCUCCUAUACAGAAUGUGUAUUAUGCAGAUUCCUUCAGGAUAUUAUCUACAGACCAUGAAUUCCAAUCUGAAUUCGAAUGGCUUUCUUCUGCCAGUUGCAGUAAUGAAUGUGAUCGGCUUCCUGCCAUUAUUAAUCCUGGCUCUUAUGGAGUAUUUCAGCACCCGCUUAUUUCCCUCUAAGAGAGAUGGGCCAUUUCUGUUGGCAUGCAUUAUUGCUGGAAAUCUUUCUGCUGCAUUGUCUGUAAUGGUAGCCGGCUUCUUUGAAACACACAGAAAAGACUUCCCUCCAACGGAGCAAACCAUUUCAGGCAAAGUUCUCAUUGUUUCCUCCAUGCCCUAUUUCCACCUGGUUCUCCAGUACCUUUUACUUGGUGUGGCUGAAACACUGGUAAAUCCAACCUUAUCUGUACUGUCAUACAGAUUUGUUCCAAGUAGUCUCAGAGGAACCUCUAUGAAUUUUUUGUCACUGUUCAAUGGAUUUGGUUGUUUCGUGGGAGCAGUGCUGGUGGAGUUGGUAUAUCUCAUCUCAGAAGGCGAUUGGUUUCCAAACACAUUAAACAAAGGCAAUUUAGAAAGCUUCUUCUUCUUCCUGGCAUCAUUAACAUUGUUGAACGUCCUGGGAUUCUGGAGUGUUUCACAAAGAUAUUGUAAUCUAAAUCAUUUUAAUGCCCAGAACAUCAGUGGAAGUAAUCUUGAAGAAACACUUCUCCAAGAAAAGUCUCUGAAAUUUUAUGGCAGCAUACAGGAAUUCUCUUCAAGUAUUGAUCCUUGGGAGACAGCCCUAUGA